UCAAACCCGACACUCCCCACAUUGCCGACAAUCAUCGCUUGUUUGCUGACGAGCUUAAACAUUGGCGUAACGUAGUUCCCUUGAAAUUAUUAAAAUCGUUAAGUUCGCAGACCCGGCAUUUUGAAGAGCAGUUCGUCAGCUGGCACGCUUCGUCGACCUUCGCAGCUAUGUUCCAUAAGAGUAUGCCUUUAGUUUAGACAAUCCGCUAAGAUGUCCGAGGCCAGUGCCACGCUGAUCGAAGGAAUCGGCGACGAGGUGCUGGUGUUUGCAUCCAUCUCUUUCACCUUAGUCGCCGGUCUCCUUGUGGUCGUCUACGUCCAGUCGGUUUUUCGACCACGCAGUGGAGCACAGGAUCAGUCUACGCGGCAGGACGUCAGCUCUGCACAGAAUGGCAGUGCCCGUGUUAUGGCCUCUGCGCCAUCCGGGGGGGACCGUGCGUCGCCCAGGCAGACUGAGCUCGCUCCUGGCGACAGUGAAGCGGCGACGAGCGAUUCUUCAGCCAGUCGAGACCGCGGUGACGAGUCCCGGCCGCUGCAGCCGGAAUGCGAGGAACGCAGCGCCGAGGAAGAGCUGAGCCCCGACGUCGUUCGUCAGAGGCGGCUGGAUUUCAUCGAGAGGAGCUCUCGCGUCGAAAGUAUAAGCGGCGUCGAGCCGGUGGAGCCGGACUCGGGUGAAGACUCGGCCCACUCCACCGAGGAAGCAGCACGAGAAGAGGAAGAAGAGGGCUUCGCCAUCCGCCUCAAGUACUUGAAUGACACCGAGCGCUGCGUUAGGGGCAAGCCAGACGAGACCGUAGGAUCGUUCAAGAGGCGCCAUUUUGCUGCCGAGUUGGCGGGCCAACGGCUGGUGCGCUUGAUCUACAACGGAGGUCAGCUCCGCGACGACAACGCACGUCUUUCGUCCUGUGGCCUUAGCGAUGGCUGUGUCGUGCACGUCCACAUCUCGACGGCACCCGUUGUGCAGAACGAGACUUCGUCGGCCAAUUCCAAUGGCGAAGGAGACCUCAACCUCGGUGCCCUCAUGUGGCCACUGUUUGCUGCAACACUGGGCAUCCUGUGGGUGCUGCACUUCCAGUACCGCGAGCUGUUCAACACGUCGUCGACCGUCGUGCUUGUCGGCAUUUCCGGACUGUUCUGUGUCGGUCUGUACGGACAGCACUACCCCCAGUCGCCGGCAACUGCCGAUCAAGGAGGAGGGACGCGGACCACUCCACUGUCGGGACGGUAGACCCCGACGGCACCAGCUAUCCUUCUCGAAUCUCCAUAUUAGGGCACCGGUGAUUCUGAUGUGGAGUUAGUGAUCGAACAGUGCGGUCUACAAGAACUCCUAAUGUGGAAAGGCAAUCAGUGAGUCUAGCGAACAACAUUUUGCGCGGUUUCUGGACAUCUUCAAGUGCUUGUUCAAACAACCUCAGAAGGGGAAUUACUGAAGCUCUUUGUGUGUGCGUGAAGCAGCAGUUUGAUGCAUUUGAUGGUGCUGUGAAAAAAAAAAAAAGAUGAAGUAGCGACAGCGCUAUUGGUGUGAAGCAGUUUGCAUGCUGGAGCGAACUGGGCCAUGAGGGCACGUGUUGCAGCUUCGGCUGUGUUUACACACAGAAUGCACAAGUGAUACGCGUAUACUAAUACGGAUGCAACUAGGCCAAGGGCAUUGAUCAGAAUGUUUGCUGCUGCUGCCUAAUCUUAGGUUUUUCGUUGUCUUACAGCAUACCUGAAGGGUGUUGAUUUGUUUUGUUCGAAGUUUUGUCGAGCUGGUUGUCUUAAAACACCCAGCUGGCACCACUGUGCUUGUACAUAAAUGCAUUGAGGAUUGA
Molecule: messenger RNA, 1810 nt
Organism: Rhipicephalus sanguineus (brown dog tick)
Lineage: Eukaryota; Metazoa; Arthropoda; Arachnida; Ixodida; Ixodidae
Product: transmembrane and ubiquitin-like domain-containing protein 1
Exons: 4
Coding region: 211-1227 (338 amino acids)
Molecular function (GO): protein binding
Source: RefSeq, a predicted model, not a curated record